AUGCUGUUUUUCUCAUUCUUUAAGACCCUGGUGGACCAGGAGAUCACUGUUGAACUCAAAAACGACGUUGAAAUUAAAGGUACUCUCAAAUCCAUUGACCAGUACCUCAAUCUGAAGCUGGACAACAUCUCUGCGAACACAACAAAAUAUCCUCAUCUAAUAGCAGUGCGCAAUUUGUUCAUCAGAGGCUCCAACAUCAGAUACAUUCACAUAAAUCCAAGCCUGGUUGAUACCAACCUUUUGCAAGAUGCCAGCAGAAGAGAGGCCAUGGCUAGCGCAGGCGACAAGAUCGGAGGAAAAUAA
This is a messenger RNA of Ogataea parapolymorpha DL-1, 303 nucleotides long. RefSeq lists its product as uncharacterized. The coding region runs from base 1 to 303 and encodes 100 amino acids. Gene Ontology annotation, biological process: mRNA splicing, via spliceosome. The record is from RefSeq and is a predicted model, not a curated record. Lineage: Eukaryota; Fungi; Ascomycota; Pichiomycetes; Pichiales; Pichiaceae. Gene Ontology annotation, molecular function: RNA binding. Gene Ontology annotation, cellular component: U6 snRNP; precatalytic spliceosome; Lsm1-7-Pat1 complex. The transcript has 3 exons.